Messenger RNA from Sardina pilchardus (European sardine), 4859 nucleotides. RefSeq names its product solute carrier family 4 member 3 (gene slc4a3). The record is from RefSeq and is a predicted model, not a curated record. Gene Ontology annotation, cellular component: plasma membrane. Lineage: Eukaryota; Metazoa; Chordata; Actinopteri; Clupeiformes; Clupeidae. Gene Ontology annotation, molecular function: solute:inorganic anion antiporter activity; monoatomic anion transmembrane transporter activity. Bases 136 to 3849 code for a protein of 1237 amino acids. Gene Ontology annotation, biological process: regulation of intracellular pH; transmembrane transport; bicarbonate transport. The transcript is spliced from 23 exons.
CAAGGAGGAAGCUCUUGUCCAUUGGAAAACAAUAAGGUUAUGCCACCCCACAGGUUGACUGGAAGUCCAACCGUGAAAGAGAAGGGCUGAUCCCCCGACCCCUGAGCUCCCACCGCCGCGCCCCUCACGGUCCCCAUGGCCACAGGAGGCCAUGCCCCCGAGACAGACGUGUUGAUCAACCUGCAUCAGGUUCUGGCUGAAGAGGAGAGGGAUCCCACUGAAGCAGAGGAAGAUGAGUCUGAAGACUUGGAGAAGGCCCUGUCUGUGGAGCGCUUUGGGGACAUCAUCUUGGAGUCCGCGGCCAACGGCGCAGAGAAAAUGGGCCGCAGCUACAAUGAGAAAGACUUUGAGUACCACCGGCACAUGUUCCACCACACCCACCACCCGCUCUCCACCCACCUGCCCCCGCCGCAGCGCCUGCGCAAGAGGGUGCUCAGCAUGGACCGCCGGCGCAAGAAGAAGCGCAAGAAAAAGAAGACCUCCAUGCCCCCUUCCGAGGUGACCCCCACCAUCCACGAGGUGGACGAGGAGGAGGCCGAGUCCGACGCUGAGGGCCAGGGCCCUGCGGCCACACCCACGGAGGCGCCUGAGGACCAGCCGCAGUUUAGUUUGGGCAGUGAGGAGGACCUGGCGGCUCCCCAGCCUUCCAGCAGCUUCCACAUGGAGAGCGAACGCCCCCCGGAUCCCCAGGAGCCCAUGCCCGCCAAGGAGAAGCCAGAGGAGCAGGAGGAGAUGCAGGAGCGCCAGGAGGAGGAGGAAGAGGAGGACGAGGCCCCCAGCAGGUUCAGUCCAGCUGUGGAGCCGGCCAGCAUGAGCACGCGCGGCUGGUUCCGCCGCAAGCCCCUGCAUCGCCUCCCGGGGGCGCAGCGCACCAGCUACGACCUGCGGGAGCGCAUCUGCAUCGGCAGCAUGACCGCCAUGGAGACGGCCGUCUACCAGAAGGUGCCCACCGACGAGGCCGAGGCCCAGAUGCUGGCCAGCGCCGACCUGGACGACAUGAAGAGUCACCGAUUCGAGGACAAUCCCGGGGUGAGGCGUCACCUGGUGAAGAAGUCCUCGAGAUGCCUGGUGCCCAGGACCAGCAACAGCUCGCCUCCGCUGACCAGUCUGAAGAAGAGGAAGAGGGCAGCCGACAAGAAGACCCACGAGGUCUUUGUGGAGCUUAAUGAGCUGAUCACUGACAAGAACCAGGAGAUGCGCUGGAAGGAGACGGCGCGCUGGAUCAAGUUCGAGGAGGACGUGGAGGCGGACACUGACCGCUGGGGCAAGCCCCACGUGGCCUCGCUCACAUUCCGCAGUCUCCUGGAGCUCCGCAGGACCAUCACUCACGGUGCCAUACUGCUGGACCUGGAGCAGACCACUCUGCCAGGCAUUGCCCACUUGGUGGUGGAGACUAUGAUCAUCUCGGACCAAAUAAGGGCUGAAGACCGGGCCAACGUUCUGCGGGCCUUGCUGCUCAAACACAGCCACCCAAACGAUGAAAAAGAGGGCCUUUUCCACCGGAACCAUUCGGUCAACAGCCUGGGGAGCUUCCGUAACCAUAACCACGUGCCGGACACUGCCUUGCCCCUGGUUCCCGAGGACCAUUCAGAGAGGCGCAGCAGCAAGGCAACUGACCACGAUAAAGAGGUGUUUGGUAGCUUAUUUAAAUCGCUCCACCCUCUCCCCGCUGAGAGCCACGCUGCCGCCAGGUCCAUGAAGCUCAUGGCAAAGAUUCCCAAAGAUGCUGAGGCCACUGUGGUCCUCGUGGGCUGCAUGGAGUUUCUGGAGCAGCCUACCAUGGCUUUCGUUCGGCUCAGCGAAUCGGUUCUCCUGGAGUCAGUGCUGGAGGUGCCGGUCCCUGUCCGCUUCUUGUUUGUACUGCUGGGCCCAAGUCAGUCCAAUAUGGACUACCAUGAAAUUGGACGCUCCUUCUCAACACUCAUGUCUGACAAGAAUUUUCAUGAGGUAGCCUACUUUGCCGACGAUCGUCAGGACCUGUUAAAUGGCAUCAACGAGUUCCUGGACUGCAGCAUUGUGAUUCCGCCCUCUGACGUGGAGGGCAAAGACCUGCUGAAGACUGUGGCCUCCUUCCAGAAGCAGAUGCUCCGCAAGAGGAAAGAGAGGGAGCAGAAGAAGUGUAUGAACGCAGCGCCAAAAACAGAGCAAGAGGCUAAGGACAUGAGUACGGACGAGCAGGAGGAAGAGGACGUGCUGGAGGUGGACCCACUCAAGCGCUCUGGGAUCCCCUUCGGAGGCCUGAUCCAUGACAUCCGCCGGCGCUACCCCCACUACGUUAGCGACCUGAAGGACGCCCUGGACUCCCAGUGCCUCGCUGCAGUCAUCUUCAUCUACUUCGCUGCCCUGUCACCCACCAUCACCUUUGGGGGUCUCCUGGGGGAGAAAACACAGGGCAUGAUGGGAGUGUCUGAGCUCAUCAUCUCCACGGCAACAGUGGGGAUAAUAUUCUCACUGUUAGCUGGUCAGCCACUACUCAUCAUUGGUUUCUCUGGACCUCUGCUGGUCUUUGAGGAGGCUUACUUUAAGUUCUGUCAGGCUCAGGGCUUUGAGUACCUGACGGGCCGGGUCUGGAUCGGCUUCUGGCUCAUCUUCAUCGUGCUGGUGAUGGUGGCGGCCGAGGGGAGCUUCCUGGUGCGCUACAUCUCGCCCUUCACCCAGGAGAUCUUCGCCUUCCUCAUCUCCCUCAUCUUCAUCUAUGAAACCUUCUCCAAACUCAUGAAGGUGUUUAAGGAGCACCCUCUGAUGAAAAGCUACCCGGCUGGCCUGCCAGAUGCGGCUUUCUUUGACCCGGAGCAUCCAGAGCCUCUGCUCAACCAGCCCAACACGGCCCUGCUCUCUCUGGUGCUCAUGUUCGGCACCUUUUUUGUGGCCUUCUUCCUCAGAAAGUUCAGGAACAGCAGGUUCCUAGGCGGGAAGGCUAGAAGAAUCAUUGGAGACUUUGGCAUUCCAAUUUCCAUCCUUUUCUCUGUAAUCGUGGACUACUCCCUCCCUGACACCUACACUCAGAAGCUCAACGUGCCCUCGGGUUUCUCGGUCACAUCUCCCGACAAGCGAGGCUGGUUUAUCAGCCCCUUCGGCGAUAAACAGCCCUUCCCUGUCUGGAUGAUGGGCGCGUCGGUGGUGCCCGCCCUGCUCGUCUUCAUCCUCAUCUUCAUGGAGACGCAGAUCACCACGCUCAUCGUAAGCAAGAAGGAGCGUCGGUUGGUGAAGGGUUCUGGCUUCCACCUGGACCUGCUGCUCAUCGUCAUCCUGGGCUCUGUCUGCCCACUGUUUGGCCUGCCCUGGCUGACCGCAGCCACUGUGCGCUCGGUCACGCACGUCAACGCCCUGACCGUCAUGAGCAAGGCCACGGCUCCUGGGGAGAAGCCCAUGAUCCAGGAGGUCAAAGAGCAGAGGGUGACCGGGAUGUUGGUGGCCAUUCUAGUGGGCAUGUCCAUUGUGCUGUCGGAUUUGUUGCGGAUCAUCCCCCUGGCUGUGCUGUUUGGUAUCUUCCUCUACAUGGGGGUCACUUCUCUGACUGGUAUCCAGCUAUAUGAGCGCAUCACCCUUAUGUGCACUCCCGCCAAGCACCACCCCGAUCACAUCUAUGUAACCAAGGUGAAGACCUGGCGCAUGAACAUGUUCACCAUCAUCCAGCUGUUGUGCAUCAUCCUGCUGUGGGUGGUGAAGUCCACGGUGGCGUCGCUGGCGUUCCCCUUCAUCCUCAUCAUGACCGUGCCGCUGCGCCGCCUCAUCCUCGCCCGCAUCUUCGAGGAGCGUGAGCUCCAGGCGUUGGACGGCGAUGAGGACUCACCCAACUUCGACGAGGACGGCCGCGAUGAGUAUAACGAGAUUCACAUGCUUGUUUAGACACAGUCCCAGUCCCUGCCCAAGCCCUCGUGAGCUCGCCUCUCUACCACCACUGACUAAUCCAAGCAAGCCACCAAACGAGAACUCUUGUUGUGACUCGGGUAUGUGUAUUUCAUGGAAGUAUGCGACGACUACCAACAAAGCCCGUGGCAACACUCCUACACACAGGGAAGUCGAGUGUGAAUCUUCACAGCUUGUAAUUAGUCUAUGUAAAAAAAAGAAGAUGAAGAAAUGAAGUACCAUGUUUCACUGUUCCUUUUUGCUUAUGUCUUUUUACUUCUUUUACUGUUUUUUAAAUAUGUAUUUUGUCCAAAGAAGUGGCCUCCCAAUUUAGAAGCAUUAGAUAUGGACCAUGCACCUUAAACUCCUUACGCCAUAGUUCAAACAGACUCUCAUUUAACUCUGGUCAGUGACUAAAUUUGUUUGGAGCCGUUGAGUUUGGCGUCAUGGCAACGUAAACAAAUUACUCGGCUUCUCAAUCAGCUCUUGUUUUGUUUGAUUUUGUUCGACCAUAUAUAGGUAAGGCAGUUUGUGAACUGGGACCCACUGAACGUGUUUCUACGUGUUCAGUUGAGUCUGUUGAAUCUAAAGCCCAGUUUGUGCUUUCUUAUGUACUGUAUGCACUGGCCAUAGGGUUUGAAUGUCUCUGUAGCACUUGAACUUUAAUGGAAAUACCAUUGGGAAGGGAAGGACUAGGCCAGUCUCUGUGUGCAAUUCCUGUGACGGUAUGCCUUAGUGCGGUAUGGUGGGUUUUAUGCAGUAGUGCUGUGCAGUUGGACUGAGCUCGUCCCCUUAGGCUCAACACGAUUAAGCUUCUCUUUUUUACUCACCAUAGAGCGUUUACACUAACUCCUCUGCCAUUAUAUUACAGUGCAGCUCCACCCCAAACAAAUGCACUGCAUGUUUUUUUAGACACGUACAUUCUUGUGUGGUAGCUUUUAAUGUGUCUUUCUUUAUUAAAAAACGGUCAGCAUUUAGAUUCCCAUAUGAGAUUUUGAAGUCACCACCAU